Messenger RNA from Lolium perenne, 1452 nucleotides. RefSeq lists its product as uncharacterized. Lineage: Eukaryota; Viridiplantae; Streptophyta; Magnoliopsida; Poales; Poaceae. The record is from RefSeq and is a predicted model, not a curated record.
UCCCCAGUCCCACUAUCUUCUUUGUCUUGUCUUGCACUGAUGCCUCGUCUCGACAAUAUAGUUGACAGCCAUCCACCCAAAUCCCAAAGGAACCGAACCCUAGCUCGCACCUCGCAGCUUACCUCUCCAGCCAGAUCUCCAGCCUCCCCAGCGACGAAGCGCCCCGGCCCCCAUGCGGAUCCGCAGGAACGCCUCCCGCCUGCUCGGCUCCGCCGUCUGCGCGCCGCCCCGAUUCGAGCUGCCCGCGCCGUCCGGAUUCGAGCUGCCCCCCGCGCCGUCCGGAUUCGAGCUGCCGCCGCCAGCCGAAGAAUCCCACCUCGCUGGCUUCGUGUCCAAGAUCUCCUCCUCCUUGUCGGAGCCCUGCGUGGAAAACUUGUCGCCGUGGGACCUCAUGGGCCAGCUCGACCUGUCGGAUCCCCAGGCGGAGGAGUGCUUCCUGGAGGAUUACUCCGUGCCGGUCGUGCGGCGAGCUAGCAGUCUCUUCUCACCCACCAUGCCUGCCGCUGCCGGCUCCUUGGAGAAAGAGGAGCUGGACAUGGUCCUCGAACUGAACCUCGCCGAGAAGAAGAAAGCUGCAAGAAAGAAGAACCAGAGCAAGCCAGAGACGGAGAAGAGGGAGGGAAAGGGAGAAAGGUAUCGGUGGAGAGUGACGCCGGAGUUGGAGGAGUCUGGAAAUGGGAAGGCGGUGGUAGAGGAGAGCGACCCCAGGCCCGCCCGAGGAAGAGGAGCACAGUCGUGGACGUGCAACAAGAAGAACAGCAAGGGAUUGUCCUGCCGGCGGCCGGUGAGCCGGCCCGACUCCCUCUGCCGAUACCACUGUGAUCCGAAGCUCCCCGCACGCAGGAAGAGGACCACCGCCCUUGGUGCGGGCGAGGAGGGGUUCUACUACUACACGGGGUUCGGCCCGUCACGCAGCACCAAGAGGCAACGCAGCGUGCUACUGCUGCCUGCCCGAGACAAAGAGGAGGCGCAGCUGCCCGAAGAGCACACUGAUGCCACUCCGAGUGAUCCGGCCAAAGCAGACCAGCAUCAAGUGGCGGCACCUACGCGCGUGCGCGUCACGGACGACAAGAGCAUGGCCGCGAUCGCGGGCUGCGACGAGGACAUCAGCAGCAGCGAUGACGACUCCGCGCUCCGCGGCUGCAAUGGUGAGCCGGCCCCUGGCGCCAUGAUCAAGAAGAAGAGGAAGCCUCUCAAGGUCCGCUCGAUCAACUUCCUCAUGUGAUACGUGCCUGAUCGGUGCAUGUUUGCUCAGCUUAGCUUGGUACUUGCUUAUCUUGGCUCAAUCAGCUUAGUUUGCUCCAUUUUUUGUGGUGAUCGAGUUGACGUACCAUGUAUAAACUGUUGUAUUUUCGGUAUAGUGUAACUGCAUUGCUAGCUAGCUGGCGUACUGGCCUUAGAAAACUUGAGACUAAUUUCGUGAAUCCGUGAUAGUCAUAUGCAUUGCAGUCA